AUGUGUGGAACACUUUGCAAGCUUAUUUUAUGUCUUCUUCCACCAUUAGCAGUGCUAUUGUUCGAAGGUUGCAAUAUCAACUUGGCAAUCAAUAUCGUUUUAACAUUCUUAGCGUGGAUUCCUGGAGUCAUGCACGCUAUUUACGUGUUCUGUGUUGAAAAAAAUAUUAUAAACAAUAAAUCAGUUUUAUGA
Molecule: messenger RNA, 192 nt
Organism: Thelazia callipaeda (thelaziosis nematode)
Lineage: Eukaryota; Metazoa; Nematoda; Chromadorea; Rhabditida; Thelaziidae
Source: the annotation of a GenBank genome assembly